Pisolithus orientalis is the source of this 1344-nucleotide messenger RNA. RefSeq lists its product as uncharacterized. The transcript has 3 exons. The coding region runs from base 1 to 1344 and encodes 447 amino acids. Lineage: Eukaryota; Fungi; Basidiomycota; Agaricomycetes; Boletales; Pisolithaceae. The record is from RefSeq and is a predicted model, not a curated record.
AUGGCAUUUAUUGAGGAUGCAAAUGGACAAGAACUUGUGAGCAAGAAAAUUACCAAUGUUCUGCAGACCAUGCAGAGUAUUUGGCAUGAGUUCUGUACUCACAGACUCAUUGAUGCCCAGACUACCUGGACAUUGAUGUCACUGCAAGUCAAGAAGGCAUUCUGUGGUGAGCUUGUUCAGGCAUUUCCAGAGCUAAACUUUUGUGAAGACUUGUGGAAGAGUGACCUCCUUGCUAAGAAGCAUUACUUGUCUUUCAAACAAACCUGGUUCAUGAAUAGGACAGAUGAAAAAACCAACAGUGCUACCAAGCACAAGACAAAGAGCAAGGUAGUCAAAGAUGCAGACUCACUGACUGGAGUUGGGAACAUUAAGCACACAAAGAUUGGUGUAUUCAUGGCCCCAGACAACAGCAAUGAUGAUGGCCUGCAAGCUGACAGUGCUGACAUGUCAAGUAGUUCAGUUGAUUUGGCUUCUAGCAACUCCAUUGGGCUGAGCAUAUCCAACAUGAACAAUGCUCCUGGGGUGUUGAUAUUGUUCUCAGAGUCUCUCUCUGCAUCUAGCCCAUUACUUUUGCAAAAUGAUCAAGACUGUGAUGCUCAUAUGCGACCUGACUGUGCUUGCACACCAGGCAUGCCUGUCAUCCCAGUUGUUCCAACACUGAACACAGUUGAGCAGGAGGACAACACUGGUAUAAGCAUGGCUGCACAGCUGAUUAAGAACCCCCUAUCCUCUUUGCAUCCACCUCCUGUUGUCAGAGAUUUGCCAGAGCCAACCAUGACCAUAUCCAAGUCUGUGCAACUAAAUGAAAACUCAAACUUGUCCAAUGAGUGCAUGAGCACUAUCAACAAAGGGGAGUCUCAAGUCAAAGCCCCAAGUACAAGUAAGCGAUGCCAACUGACCAAUAUCUGUCCUGACAUGGAGAGUAGGUGUAAUGUCGAGCAUAUCAUAACCAUCAGUGCAGCAAAUGGCCCCACAACCCACAGAUGGAAUGAAUUUCCUCAUGGUCUGCCCACUGACAAAGCUCUGCACAAUUGGUAUGCUGCUAACUUUGGAAAGAUUGUACCCCCAGAGUUCCCCCUUGGUGGGAACAGUAAGGGCAAGGAUGCCAAACAGGAAGCAGACAAAUACUGGGGUUAUUGCUCUCCUAAUGGAGGAAGGGAGUUUAAUGUUGGGAGACCAGGAGAGUUUGAUGGAAGCCACAAAGGGCUUCAGACUUGGCUUACUCAAGUGGAAGGUUAUCUUAACCUGAACUCUCAUGUUUACAACACAGAUGUGCUCAAGAUCUCAUUUGUGCUAAUGUAUAUGACAAAGGGAGCUGCAGUUUCCUUUGCUGAAAACUAUUGA